This is a messenger RNA of Nakaseomyces glabratus, 2019 nucleotides long. It is a transcript of the gene PUS7, whose product is annotated as pseudouridine synthase PUS7. Gene Ontology annotation, cellular component: nucleus. NCBI's taxonomy places the organism in Eukaryota, Fungi, Ascomycota, Saccharomycetes, Saccharomycetales, Saccharomycetaceae. Gene Ontology annotation, biological process: pseudouridine synthesis. The record is from RefSeq and is a predicted model, not a curated record. Gene Ontology annotation, molecular function: pseudouridine synthase activity; RNA binding.
AUGACUGCUGAGAAGAGAAGUGCCGAGGUUGCUGAUGAUGAAGUGUUGAAGCGUGUGAAGUUGGAAGUCACCGGGGAUAUCAAGGAGCGGGAUGCUGGUAUUACUUUGUACUUGUCUGAUUUGCCUGGUUUUACUGGUCAGAUCAAGCAAAGGUACACUGAUUUCUUGGUGAAUGAGAUCACGAUGGAGGGUGAAGUUGUGCAUUUGGUCGACAAGGGAUUCAAAGUACCAAAGAGGAACGCCGAGCCCAAGAUGAGUGACGAGGAGAGGAAAGCUCAGAAACAGGCGGAGUAUGCCAAGCGUGAGGCCUUCGAAGUUGAAGAGGAGUUGAAAGCUAGUCUGAUUGACAUUUUUGGAGAGGAGGAUUUUAACAAGAUAGUUGAUGUAUACAAGAAUGCACAAAAGAUGGAAUCUCAGAAAUCAUUUGACGAUAAAGCUACAAGGACAAAGAUUCAUCAAUUGAUCCGCCAAGCUUUCAACAACGAGUUGGAGUCUGUCACCACUGCUGAAAACACUUUUAAGAUAGCCAGAAACAAUAGAAACUCGAGAGUCAACAAGCAAACGCUGGUCGAAUCUACCAAGGACGAGAAUGGUGUAGAAAACUAUGGUUAUGGUCCAGCAAAGGAGUUUAUUCACUUCACUCUUCACAAGGAGAAUAAAGAUACCAUGGAAGCUGUGAAUGUCCUGACAAAAUUGAUGAGAGUGCCAAACAAGCUGGUCAGAUAUGCCGGUACAAAGGACAGAAGAGCUGUUACUUGUCAAAGACUGUCCAUUUCUGGUGUCAACUUGGAAAGACUAAAUGCAUUGAAUAGAACUUUGAAAGGGAUGAUUAUCGGUGGUUACAAAUACUCUGAUGUUUCCAUGAAUUUAGGUGAACUAAAUGGUAAUGAAUUCCACAUUGUCAUCCGUGAUGCCAAGGUCGAUCCUGCUUGUGGUAAAUCAUUAAAGGAAGUUCUAGAGGCAGGUUCUAAAUCUUUGGUGGAUAACGGUUUUGUCAACUAUUAUGGUUUACAGCGAUUUGGUACUUUCAGUAUAUCAACCCACACAAUUGGUAAAGAACUUCUUCUAGGAAAUUGGAGAGCCGCCAUAGAAAUGAUAUUAUCUGAUCAAGAGAACAUAUUGCCAGCAUCUAAGGAAGCCAGACAACUUUGGGCACAGAACAGAGAUCCUUAUGAGGCAAUGAAAAAAAUGCCCAAGCAAUGUAUUGCUGAAAAUGCCAUCUUGCAUACUCUUUCCAACCAUAGAAAAGAAGAGAGUGGAGAUUUUGGUACCGGUGCUUACCAUGAUGCUAUUAUGAAGAUUCCAAGAAACUUGAGAACCAUGUAUGUUCAUGCUUAUCAAAGUUAUGUGUGGAACAAAGUAGCAAGUAAAAGAAUUGAACUUUUUGGUACCGAUAUCAGAGUAGGAGACUUGGUAAUCAUUGAAAAGGAUGAAGAUAAACAAACUGACAAGGCAGACGGUUCUACAAGCGAUGAUGAUUUUGAUGAAGAUCUCCGUUCUGCUGAUUUUAUUAGAGCAAAGGCAUUGACAGAAGAAGAGGUCAAAAGUGGCAAGUAUACCAUUGAAGACGUGGUUCUUCCAACUCCAGGUUUUGAUAUUCUAUAUCCAUCAUCUGAUGAAUUGAAACAACUAUAUGUCGAUAUCAUGGGAGCAGAUGGUAUGGAUCCUUUUGACAUGAGACGUAAAGUUAGAGAUUUCUCCCUUGCUGGAUCAUAUAGAAAUAUUAUUCAGAAACCUAAAAAUUUUGAAUAUAAAAUUAUUCAGUAUGAAGAUCCUGUUCAGCAAAUUGUCAACACUGACCUUGAGAUCCUAAAUAAUCAAAGGGCUAAGGAAAACCAUCAGAAAUACAUGAAGGCAAAGCUAGAAAGAUAUGUUCCAGACAAGCCGGGCAGUAGGACUGCUGUUGUUUUGAAAUUUCAACUUGGAACAUCUGCUUAUGCUACUAUGGCUUUGAGAGAGCUAAUGAAACUUGAGACUUCAAGACGUGGUGACAUGUGCGCUGUUACUUCUUCAACAUGA